Messenger RNA from Episyrphus balteatus (marmalade hoverfly), 1423 nucleotides. RefSeq names its product myogenic-determination protein (gene nau). Gene Ontology annotation, molecular function: protein dimerization activity; RNA polymerase II cis-regulatory region sequence-specific DNA binding; DNA-binding transcription factor activity, RNA polymerase II-specific. Lineage: Eukaryota; Metazoa; Arthropoda; Insecta; Diptera; Syrphidae. Bases 419 to 1207 code for a protein of 262 amino acids. The transcript has 5 exons. The record is from RefSeq and is a predicted model, not a curated record. Gene Ontology annotation, biological process: regulation of transcription by RNA polymerase II; muscle organ development; positive regulation of myoblast differentiation.
AUCAUCACCAAUGUCUCUGAAAAUCCUUAAUUAAAUUGUCAACCAUCACCACGCACGACAUUUAAACUCACUUAAAAAACAACUAAAUGGGCGGGACCAAGUUAGGAACCAUCCCAUUGCUACUAGUUUGUAUGUCGAAAACGGUGUGUUUUUUAAAAAUAGAAUCCACUCAAAUGCGAAGAUCGUUUGGUUGUUGUUUCUUUUUUGUUUUUAAAAGAGUCCGAUUUGUUUGUCACAGAAAACACAUGUAGAUAGCACGAAAAACUGCAAAUCAGUAUAAAGUUGGUUAACGGUUCGCGUCGGACGUGUUAAGCUUAAGAAACGGACUUUCUUUUUAAAAUUCAAGGAUAAAAUUGAUAUUUUCGAAAUAUUCAAACAGUGCUCAAAGUGCUCAAACUAGUUGAAUUUUUUAAGAAAAAUGACAAAAUAUACAAAUUGUAAAAUAAACCAAAAUGAUCAGAAUUUAAAAAGUGAUUGUGAAUUCCAACAACGCCCUUAUCAUAACUUUUAUUCAAGAUACGACCAUGGAAACGGUUUCGGUAACAGAGUUAAUAAACAUGUAAAUUUGACACCUUCACCAAUUUUUACGGAUUACGACGAUAACAGUUUGAGUUCGGAAGAGCAUGUUUUGGCACCAUUAGUCUGUUCUUCCGGACAAUCACGUCCUUGUUUGACAUGGGCCUGUAAGGCAUGCAAAAAAAAGAGCGUCACUGUGGAUAGACGCAAGGCUGCCACAAUGCGUGAACGAAGACGAUUGAGAAAGGUAAAUGAAGCAUUUGAAGUGCUUAAAAGAAGAACAACAUCCAAUCCAAACCAAAGACUACCAAAAGUUGAAAUACUAAGAAAUGCCAUUGAAUAUAUUGAAAGUCUCGAAGAUUUAUUACAGGAAUCAUCACCCUCACGUACAAUAGAUAGCUUAUCAGAGAGUAUAAGUGGUAAACCAUGUCAACAAGACUAUUUGAAUUCAUAUACAGAUUCGUAUUUCCGUGAGAAAUUGCAACACUUUAACAAGGAUUCGGACAGAUACACUCCAAUAUCAGAAUUUGAUUCAACUUCUUCAGCUAACGGUUCUAGUCUAGAGUGUCUCAAUCUGAUAGUUCAAAGUAUAAAUAAAAAUACUUCCUCUAGCAGCAGUGCAUCGUCAUCAUCAUCUUUAUCGUCUUCAGCCUCACUAAAUCAAUCAUUUGCUCAAAAGUGCACAACUUAAGUAAAAAAUUAAAAACAAUUCAACCGUUUGUGCAUUUCAAAAAAAAAAAAAAUAAAAUCUCAAAAUUAUUUAUUUUCUUAAUUUAAGUUAAAAAUAGGAUACAACGUUAUACAAUUAAAAAAACUAUAAUUUUAAUUUGAAUCUAUCUUUUUAGUUAAAAAAAAAAAUGAUUGCCUUAAGAGCUAAAAGUAAUUUUAUCCCAGUAAUAAUUUUAGA